Molecule: messenger RNA, 726 nt
Organism: Lampris incognitus (smalleye Pacific opah)
Lineage: Eukaryota; Metazoa; Chordata; Actinopteri; Lampriformes; Lampridae
Gene: cldn10b
Product: claudin 10b
Exons: 5
Coding region: 1-726 (241 amino acids)
Biological process (GO): bicellular tight junction assembly; cell adhesion
Cellular component (GO): bicellular tight junction; plasma membrane
Molecular function (GO): structural molecule activity
Source: RefSeq, a predicted model, not a curated record
AUGAGUAGCAUGGCCACGGAGAUCCUGGCUUUUGUUCUGACCACCUCUGGAUGGGUGCUAAUAUCGUCCACCUUGCCCACGGACUACUGGAAGGUAUCUUCUCUUGACGGGACCGUUAUCACCACAGCCACCUUCUGGUCCAAUUUAUGGAAGACCUGCGUCACGGACUCCACUGGAGUUUCCAACUGUAAAGACUUUCCCUCGAUGCUGGCAUUGGACGCUUACAUUCAGGCUUGCAGAGGAUUGAUGAUUGCGGCUGUCUGUCUGGGUUUCUUUGGUGCCAUCUUUGCCCUUGUUGGGAUGAAAUGCACCAAAAUUGGAGGAACUGACCAAAGCAAGGCCAAAAUUGCCUGCUUUGCGGGUGUUAAUUUCAUCCUCAGUGGCCUCUGCUCGCUUUCUGCAUGUUCCAUCUAUGCACACCGAAUAACAUCCGAGUUCUUUGACCCCAUGUUUGUGGCCCAGAAGUACGAGCUGGGUGCUGCUCUGUUCAUUGGCUGGGCCGGCUCCAUCCUCUGUAUCCUAGGGGGAGGCAUGUUCUGCUUCUCCAUCGCAGACACUGUCACCAAAAGCCAUAGUCGAGUAAGCUAUAUCUACAAAGGCGCCGCCUCCCACUCCCAUAUCACUUCCAGCACAAGAGGACAAACCAAGACUAUAAACCAGAGGCCUCCACCCGGGUACAGCACCUCCUCCAGAAUGCAGCACUUUGAUAAGAACGCGUAUGUGUGA